Messenger RNA from Elaeis guineensis (African oil palm), 2244 nucleotides. RefSeq lists its product as uncharacterized. Gene Ontology annotation, cellular component: membrane. Gene Ontology annotation, molecular function: small GTPase binding. Lineage: Eukaryota; Viridiplantae; Streptophyta; Magnoliopsida; Arecales; Arecaceae. The record is from RefSeq and is a predicted model, not a curated record. Gene Ontology annotation, biological process: negative regulation of GTPase activity.
AUGUCCCACAGGAAAUCCAGGACCCCGCCCAUCAGUCUCAGCGCCCGAGGAUUAAAACCCUCCCAAAAGAGGCACAAAAACCGCGCUCCAUCUCUCUCCUGGACCCAUUAAUUCCCCACCAUCCCCUCACGCCAAACGUUAAGAGCCCCCCAAAACUCUUUUUUUUGGCAACCUUAUUCGUGUUCUCUUGCGUCCUUUUUCGGAUCUAGGGCACAAACCCUAGCUCCCCAAUCCUCCGCCGCCUCCCACCCGUUGUCGAAAUGUCGGCCGCCGACGCUGAGAAGAAGACGGGGGAGGGGGAGAAAGCGGCGGCUGCCGCCGGGGAGAUGCUGUAUUGCGGUGGCACCAACUGGGAUGUCUUGGGCCGCAAGGCCGGAGGACCUCUCACCGGGAAUCUCGUCUCCCCCACCCGCCUCCGCCCCCUUGUUGGGGUCGACAUCUGCUUCGUUGCCUCUGGCUGCACUUCUUGCCAUUGCGUGGCUUUGGAUGUUGAAGGCCGUUGCUAUACAUGGGGACGGAAUGAGAAGGGACAAUUGGGACAUGGGGAUGCUCUUCAAAGAAAUUUGCCAACUAUUGUGUCUGGGUUGUCAAAGUAUAAAAUUAUCAGAGCUGGUACCGGGAGGAACCAUACAGUUGUGGUAACUGAAGAUGGGAAAUCUUUCUCUUUUGGUUUGAAUAAGCAUGGGCAAUUGGGGUCAGGUUCAACAAAGAAUGAAAUCGAGCCCUCUCCUGUUGCUUGUUUGGUUUCUGAAGCCACGAAUGCUGUUUGUGGGGCUGAUUUUACUGUAUGGCUGUCAUCAGUGGAAGGCUCCUCCAUAUUAACGGCAGGUCUACCACAGUAUGGACAACUUGGUCAUGGAACAGACAAUGAGUAUAAUGUCAAAGAAAGCUCUGUAAAACUAGCCUAUGAGCCUCAGCCUCGUCCACGAGCGAUAGCUGCAUUUUCAGGAAAAACAAUUGUUAAAGUUGCCUGUGGAACUAACCAUACAGUUGCUGCUGAUUCAAGUGGCUUUGUUUACACCUGGGGAUUUGGUGGAUAUGGAAGGCUGGGUCACAGAGAGCAGAAGGAUGAAUGGGUUCCUCGUCUUGUUGAAGUAUUCCAAAGGCAGAACGUUCUACCACCUGAUGCUAUAGUCUCAGCAGGUUCUGUCAGUUCUGCAUGCACUGCUGGAGGAGGUCAGUUGUAUAUGUGGGGAAAAUUGAAGACCACGGGCGAUGACUGGAUGUAUCCUAAGCCAGUUAUGGAUUUGAGUGGGUGGAAUAUUCGAUGCAUGGCCUCUGGUUAUAUGCACCAUGUUGUUGGUGCUGAAGAUUCAUGCAUUAGUUGGGGUCAUGCUCAGUACGGGGAGCUUGGUUAUGGUCCCCUAGGACAGAAGUCUUCUGCGAACCCCAAAAAAGUUGAUAUUCUUAAUGGCAUGCAUGUGACAAGCGUGGCCUGUGGAUUGGGUCUUUCUCUGAUUGUUGUUGGUAGAGCAAAUGUUGGUGAUCGACUGGAUCAGGUUCUGGGGAAGGCUUUUAUUGUCCGUCAUGCACCCACGGUGCUUUACAGCAUCAGACUACAUUACAAAGGCUGGAAGUUUACAAUGGUGAAAGUUCUGCUGAUGGAACAGAAGAAAAAGAAAAUGAAAAUAUCACAACUGGUAAGAACACGAACAAAAGUGCUGCUAAUUCUUCUGCAAAUUCGAAGAAAAGGAAGAAUGGGGACUCAUCAGAUUAUGAAGAUGAAGGGGAUGAAAGCAAUGAUGAUGAAGACAUGAAUGGCGAGAUUCAGGGCACAAAGGGUAAGCGGGGUGGCAAAUCAUCUGGUAGAGGCCGAGGAAGGGGUGCCAGGAAGGGGGUAACUCAGGUGAGGAGUUCAGGAAGAGGGAGGGGUCGUCCUAAAUCUGCGAAAGGUUCUGGCCGUGGCCAAGGGCAUCUUGAAGCUGAGAAAGCAAGCUCAGGACGUGGUCGUGGGAGAGGGAGGGCUGGGAAGAGGGGGAGGUCUAGUAGGUGAUCAUUUACCAGUAGACACAAAUUUUGUUUGGGAUAGCAUAGCAAAUUGGGUAGCCUGGAUGCUGUGACCUGAGGGUUUCUUUAUUUUAACAUUUAUUUCAAUUCUAAUGGUUUCCUCAACAUGUUACUGGACUUCUAAUUGUCACUUUAGGAUGGGCCAAAAGCAAGAAAAUGUUGUAUAUCCAUUUGUUUUUUAAUUUCUGUUGGUGUUAAAGCAACUGUCAUUUUAUGCUAUUGUUUAUUUGUACUCCA